AUGAGCUUUUGGGCUGAACCCUAUGAUUGGCCCACAUGUUUAUGCCUACCCAUUUGUAACCCUCAUACUAGAGCUCUAAGGCGUAUAGGGCCACACAAUUAUGACGUUUUAUCUCUAAUUAUGGGAUCUAUGCUAGGUGAUUCUAACGCUGAGAGGCAUGGGAAUGGUACUAGAAUACGUCUUCAGCAGGAAAGUUCUAAUGUAGAAUACUUGAGGUGGUUCCAUAAGUUCUUAGCUAGUCGGGGUUAUUGCUCUACGACUAAGCCCAAAUUACAUAUCAGGACCGAAAAGGGAGGGAAGGGUAUUAAGGUUGUGCCUCUUAAUAUUGGAGACUAUAUCUCACCACUUGCUCUCGCUGUUUGGAUAAUGGAUUACGCUACUGCUCUUCCUUAUGGUAUGAAGAUUACCACGAAUUCUUUUUGUUAUAAGGAUGUAUUGUUUUUGUGUGAGGUUUUACGAGAAAAGUACGGUAUUGUAGCUAGACCUAAUAAAGAUGGCGAUCAGUGGGUGCUUUACAUUCAUUCUGAGUCUAUGUCUAAUUUGUCUAAAAUUGUUAAGCCUUAUAUGGUACCUAGUAUGCACUAUAAAUUGGGCGAUGCCGGUGUUAACGGUCAAAGGUCUCUCUCUCCUAUACCCAGACCGGCUUUACGUAAUUCCUUCGUUCUAGGAAAGAAUAAUGUACUAUGUUUUGCAUACUUGCUGAAAACAAAAUGGUUGGAUCUGGUGGAAUUUGUAUGGGGAGGCUUUUCCGUAAUUACUGCGGCAUAUAACAAUAAUAUGAAAACUUUGCUUGAUGCUGGGAUAACUCCAAUUUAUGGAACACGCUCAACAGCUCCUCAGAGACUAAACGCAAAGGAUAUGGCAUGGUUAGUGGGUUUUUUGGAAGGUGAUGGCUGGUUUUCAAUUACUAAGAAUGGGAUUUAUUGCAAGUAUGAGUUUGGGAUAGAAGUAUCUGAAAAAGAUAUUAAGUUACUCUAUAAGCUAAAGGAAAUGUUAGGAGUAGCAUUGGGAUUAUAUUAUUUAAGAAACAAUCUUCUUAAUAAUGUUACUUAUAUUUAUAAUCUUAAAUCUUAUGCACGUCCCGAUCAUACACCAUUCGAAACCAUUGAUCUUAUUCUAGCAUGUACUUACUUUGAUAAUUGGCUAGUAGGCUUUCAAGUGAAGGAUCUUUUUCAAUUUAUCAACCUUCAGGUGAGACCAAUAAGAGUGUCAGUUUUUAAACCACUAGUUCUAGAGGCCGGCCUUCAAAAUGUUAUUCACUUUUUGGAUCGUGCUGAAGCUAAACUCAAAGGGUACAAACGACUUCAGUAUCUUCUAUUCUUUAAGGAGAUUAGGGUCAAUGCUAGAUAUAGUCAUCUAGAUAUUCCGUCUAAUUACGCGCUCCACCAGCACGGUUCAAAUAAUCCACUGGGGGUAACUAGUAGCCUCGACAGAGUACCUUUUUAUCCUUACUACGUCUUUAAAGAUUUAGUUGGUUUCUUUGUCUUCUUUUUAGUUCUAGCCUUCUUCGUCUUCUUUGCCCCAAAUGCUAUGGGGCACCCAGAUAACUCGAUAGCAGCCAACCCUAUGCAAACCCCUAUUUCUAUUGUGCCUGAAUUCUAUUUACUUCCUUUUUAUGCCAUUCUCCGUGCUAUCCCUCAAAAGUUGUUAGGGGUUGUAGCAAUGCUAGGGGCUAUCCUCAUACUCUUAGCCUUACCAUUCCUUGAGACUUCCCGUAUACGUUCUUGCGCCUUUCGACCAUUUAUGCGUCUUGCCUUCUGGUCUUUUGUUACUAAUUUCUUUCUCCUUAUGUGGAUAGGAUCUCAGCAUCCAGAAGUGCCUUAUAUUUUCCUUGGCCAAAUCUGCUCCCGGUCUUAUACAACACUAUCUGAGUAUUUACCUGAUAAGAUAGAUAAUACUCAAACUGUCAAUGAGCUAUCUCGAGCUAACGCUUGGCUAACAGAAAAUUUGCCGUUCCUUUGGAAGACGUUCCCCAAAAUCUGGGUCAAUGGCUUUCGGAUUUAUUGA
This is a messenger RNA of Funneliformis caledonium, 2007 nucleotides long. The record is from the annotation of a GenBank genome assembly. NCBI's taxonomy places the organism in Eukaryota, Fungi, Glomeromycota, Glomeromycetes, Glomerales, Glomeraceae.